AACAAUACCCUUCUCCCCCUCUGUCCUCUUUGAUCUACUUCCGAUCGUCUCAAAGGAACCCUAAAUUCCAUUUUGUAAAACCCAAAUUUCACUCUGCAAUUCUCCAUUUUUUUCCCCGGGUGUAAACCCAGUAAUGGUAUUCAUGUUCAAUUUAUGGAGUUUCAGUAGAAAAAAAACAAAAUUCGCUCAGUCAUGAAGUUUGAAGAUUAUUUUUCUGUCUCCAAUGUAAUUAGCAGCAACAUAAUGGACUUUUCUGCAGCCAGCCCUGGACCAGUUGAUGAAUCUGUUUUGUAUGAUCAAGAUAAGCACGUCUCGGCUGCAGUUUGGGAGGGACAGGAACGGGGCGCACUUAGAUGUCAUGAACAUACUUCAAAGCUUGACCGCUGGAUGCUCACCGAGAAACAAAUUGAAUUAGUCAAGAAAGCUGGAUUUGGCUACUUGAGAUUAAUACCCGCAAUCAGUCUUGAUAACCCACUUAUAUCUGCUCUAGUUGAGAGAUGGAGAAGGGAAACAAACACAUUUCAUUUGACUGUUGGGGAAAUGACAGUGACUCUUGAAGACGUUGCUUACUUGCUUGGGCUUCCAAUCGACGGUGAACCUGUUAUUGGUGUAACAUAUACAGCAUGCGAUGCACUAUGUGUCAAGUAUCUGGGGAGAGUACCAGAUUCUGGGUAUGCAAGUGGUGGAAUGGUGAAGCUUAGUUGGCUGAAAGAGACCUUCUCCCAUUGUCCCGAGAACGCAUCAAUAGAAGAUGCUGAGUUUCAUACUCGUGCUUACCUUUUAUACCUUGUUGGUAGUACAAUUUUUUCCACCACCACUGGUAAUAAAGUUCCUGUCAUGUACCUUCCAUUGUUUGAGAAUUUCGAUGGAGCUGGUAAGUAUGCAUGGGGUGCAGCAGCAUUAUCCUUCUUGUACAGAGCACUAGGGAAUGCCUCCCUCAGAUCUCAAAGCACAAUUAGUGGCUGUUUAACACUGCUACAGUGCUGGAGUUACUAUCAUCUGAACAUCGGUCGACCCAAACUUCAUCACGACCCAAUCCAUGAAUGUUUUCCAUUUGUCCUUAGGUGGAAAGGGAAACAUAGUGGUCCAACAUCAAAUCGUGAUGUUGCCUUCUAUCGUAAAGCUUUGGAUUCAUUACAACCUUCUGAUGUCGACUGGUGUCCUUACAUAAACAUCAGUCACACGGUUAUACCAGAGUUUAUUUUAAAUCAACUCAUUCUUGGAAGAUCAAAGACAAUGUUGAUUUGUUUUGACAAGGCAGAAAGACACCUUCCAGAUCGCUGCUUAAGGCAGUUUGGCAUGCAUCAAACUAUCCCAGAAGAAGUCCAGAGAUGGGAAAGGAAGACUCGUGGAGUUGAUGGUGGGGUAGAUCUAUCAGGGAAAAUGGAAUCAGAACUUAACGAAUGGUCAUAUCGUCGUUUUCAUAUUGUGGAGGCUGAAGAAGAUCUGGAUGAAAGUGAAUACAAGCACUGGUACUUGAAAGUUACGCGCAAAUUUGUAGGCAGGCCUGUACCCUUCUCAUCUGAGUUUCAGAGAAUGAAUGCUGCAUUGAGGGACAUUUCACAUCUAGCAGACACCAUCUCGACUCAUGGGAUGGAUGAUCUACAGGUACAGUCAGUGGCAAGAAUCAGGUAUAUUGCACACGAAUGUUUGAGAGACCAUGCCAGAAGCUCGACAGUUGUCAUAGCGGAUCCACAAAAUGAUGUUGGGAAAAGGAUAAGAGGGAAGGAAAGAGUUAGGAGGAGGGAAAUGGGUAAACGUAGACGGAAAGAUGAGCCUGAGCAAUAUUAUGCAGUUAAUAUGAACGUCCAUUCCCAGUUAUAUGAUGAUGAUCAUGCACAUUUAUAUCAUGUGGAUGGUGAUGUCGAUAAUCAUCAAGAUCUACCCAUUCUGGCUAAUGCAGGAGAUAAUGGAGAGCUGUCUCCUAUGGCUCGGGCAGUUGAUGGAGGACAGCUUUGUGAUGUAACUGACAACGUUGAUUGUGACAUAACAGGCGGGGUUGAUGAAUUGCCUUCAGAUCAUGUGGCUGAAGAAGCUGAUAGCAAGAUUUCUUGUCGCUCAGAUGAAAAACUGCCGCCUGGUUCCCAUGGUACUUUUGAUGUCGCACCCCAGUCUACCCUCAAUAACAGUGAGGACGUUGCCCUGCAGAAUGAUUACAAUGUUUUGGCUUAGAGAAGAGAGUUGAAAACUUCAACUUUGAAUUGUAUAUAAUUUAGAUUCUAGGUUACUAGCGAUGAGAAUCUUGUUCUAGUUUUGAACUAUUUGUCUAUCUAUUGUAGAGUGGGGAAAAAAAAAUGCUUCCAAAGUUAUUUGAA
This is a messenger RNA of Olea europaea var. sylvestris, 2315 nucleotides long. Its product is annotated as protein MAIN-LIKE 2-like. The record is from RefSeq and is a predicted model, not a curated record. The transcript has 6 exons. NCBI's taxonomy places the organism in Eukaryota, Viridiplantae, Streptophyta, Magnoliopsida, Lamiales, Oleaceae. Bases 193 to 2172 code for a protein of 659 amino acids. Gene Ontology annotation, biological process: meristem maintenance; meristem development.